This is a messenger RNA of Scomber japonicus (chub mackerel), 13203 nucleotides long. It is a transcript of the gene gpatch8, whose product is annotated as G patch domain containing 8. NCBI's taxonomy places the organism in Eukaryota, Metazoa, Chordata, Actinopteri, Scombriformes, Scombridae. The record is from RefSeq and is a predicted model, not a curated record. Bases 7735 to 11967 code for a protein of 1410 amino acids. Gene Ontology annotation, molecular function: nucleic acid binding. The transcript is spliced from 7 exons. Gene Ontology annotation, cellular component: nucleus.
GUGUUUUCAAAAUCAGAAUCUAGUGAACCAAGAUUCACAUAAAGUUUACAUUCUGGACAAUAUUUAGCUAUAAUGCACUUUGUCACAGGCACACAAACAUCCUGUUGUGUGUGGGAGGUGACAAGGAGAAAAGAAAGGGAGAGAGGUGGCCUGCUCACCUGGCUUGAGUGGCUCUUUUGCUCCUGCGCUAUUAUUUGUGGAGGGGCGCUGAGGGCUUCGCUGCAGCAUCAAACAGUUCGUCACACAUUCGUGAAAAAAUGGCCACAUUAGCGGGGCCGUCAACCGUCAGUCACUUGGUCACCAAUGCUGAUGUUCCCAAAAAAGCAACUAGACUUUUUUUUUUCAUCUCAGUGGACACCUGUUGUUACAUAAGCUAUAAUUUUACAACACAAAUGUACUACCUGCUUAGCCUAAAAUAUUUAUUAUAUAUGUACACUUAAAUGAAUACUUGACCUGGCAUACACUAUAUUACCUUGUUUUUGGGUAUGCAGGUCUUUAGGAUUUGUGCCAUUGUCCACAAGUGUUAAAUCUCGGCGCUGUCAGUGAAUGCUUCGGCCCAGCUUCUCGGAGCCCCUCCCCUGCCACUUAUUGUGUGUGAUCUAUAGGCAGCUAGAGGUCUGUGGUACUUUUUUGGGAUCUUUUUUCUCUUUCUGUCUUUCCCCCCUUUUGAUCUUUUGCUCUUUCUCUCUAACAUUGUUUUUGCAUUGCAUGUGUUAACUUGGUAGCAUUCAGUACUUAUUUCCUCUCAAACAUUCUGUCCUAAUCACUACUACAGUUUUCCUCCCAGAAUCAUUCCUCCCACGUCUCCCCACCGUCCCUUUUCCAAAUCCUCAAACCACCCCCUCCUUCCUCCUCCCCUUACCUGACCCCGUCCCAGAGCGAUAUGCAGCGGGCAGCCUCAGAGCCACAGAAAACACAUAGAUGCUGCUGAUCUAAUACACACAUGUAGAAAGGCCACAUAAGUCAUUUCUCAGUAAAAAGUUUGUUUGUUUUUUUUAAACAUUUUUUUUAUCCAACUUAGUCAUCCGUAAUGAUCUCUAAUACAAUCACUGAGGCCCAUUAGGAGUUUGGGUACACAAAGUGAACUGGCUAAGUAUAAACAAAUUAACGCUAACUGAAUCUUGAACACACAAACUGUCAAUUCUGCUUUUGUGUUAUAGUCGGACCUUAUUUGACACGGCUGUUUUGUCCCUGUAAACUGGCUUCUAUCACCCAUUAAGGUGGAAAGAUGAACAACGAAAAGGUCAAACACCAACACUUUCUUUCAUUUUUAACAACAAAUGCAGGGUCUCCCUUUUAGCACUAGUCCUUUCUCGGUGAGCAACAGGGGUGAUGAGUUCAGGCUCAUUGCUGAGGCCCUCAAAGAAAAAAAACAAAAACAAUAUCCCGACUCCAAAAUAACUAUUUGGUCGACACUUUUUUUUUGCUGACUUCCUUCAACUUUAUCUCAAACUCAAAUGUGACAGCAAAUGUUACGGUCUCUACUUAACUUUGCUAGACUUCCAGUUGAUGAAUUAUGAGGUAAGUGUGUAUGUUAACUUACUAUACUUGCAACUUAUUAAUUGGACUCUGCUGUUUUUGUGAUAUUUUUUUUUUCUCCUCCCUCCAUCACGUAAAGCUAAUCAAAUCUUUAACCCCAUUAUAAUCACUUUGACACAUCUACACUAACCUCCGUUUACUGUUUAGUGGGAUCUUUCUGUUUAGUAGUUUUUACUCUUAACUAAAGCACUAAGACAGUUGUUUUCAUUUAGUCACACCCUCAAGUAGUCAAGACAGGCCAGGAAUUUACAGAGCACCAAACAUGUGGAGCUGGAAGAGUUAACGAAGAGCAACAAACAGCAGAGUUUUUCCACCAGCAGCACUCGCCAAAAGACAGUCAACAAGCGUCACGAGAGAGGAUGAUGACUAUCUCCAGCAGCCCACCUUUUUUUUUUUUGUUGUUGUAAAAUCCCUUAGGGUCUCAGUUUUCUUUUCAGAAUGUGCAAAAAAUCUCAGAUCUAUUGUGGAGAACAAUCAUUCGAAUAUUUUAUUACAAUAAUUUAAUUUAGUCACUUAUAUGGAUUAGUAGGCCUGUUCCCUGUUACAUCCUCUGGAGAGAUGAAAUGAUGAGUCGGCACGGACACGCAAACAUACCCAUAUUGCACACAUAUAAAUAACUGCAUAGACUCCUUGAUACUCUGAGGCCUCUAGGUGGGGGCCCCUGCAUAUCACUUCCCUUACCCAUAUCUUUUGCCAUGCACUGUGCCAAUGACAGCACAAUGCACACUUAAAAAAAAAAGAACCCCCUUCCCCCCCUCUUUUAGUAGAUCUCUUUUGUUUGGAUAACAUUUUCUAUUUUUCUUUCUCCUGUAUUAACAGUCAGUUGGUGGAUUUAUUGACAUGCCUACCUUUUUUCUGUUUUGUAUACAGUAUUAUGUUUGUUUAAAAAGCAGAGAGAGAGAUUUGCAUUUUUUAAAGAACUUAGAGAAAGCUAGCAGAAUUGCAGUUGAAAGCGUUUGGCCGGUUUCUUACGUUGUGUCACGUGUGACUGUUUUUUUGACAGCCCAGUAUUUUAAAGCCAGGUUCGUAUGGAAAUGCCUUCACUCCACUUGCACUGCUGUUGGACUCGCCGUCUUUGCUUUCAUCCGUCUGUCUGUCUAUUCUUUUGGUGCACUCAUCUGUUGUUAACACGCAGUCUGCACCUCAUCUCCGCCCUCUAACCUUUGCUGAGCCCAUUUUGAACUAAUCUUUUAUUAGCGUCAGCAGUUGCGACUGGUGCCUCAUCCAACCUGCCCUUCCUGUGUUUUUUUUUUUGUUGUUUUUGUUUUUAUAUCUGAGAGAAAAUAUGGAGGAAAUAUGAGAAGAAACACACUUGAUUUAAGGUAUGUAGGCUUAUAUUUGUUAGAUUUCAUUGUCUAGUCCCCAGUGGGACUUCUGACUUUUAACAGGAAUUGUGUAGAGCCUGAGCAAGAGUCAACUAGCUUACAGUGCAUUUUGUUUUCCCUCUUGCUCCAAGCCUCAGUUAUAAGCUAAUCUCCCCCAAAUCAAUAUAAAUGUUCACGUGUAGUGUUGUUGCACCAUAAUACUGCAGUAAGGGACAGAAGCAUGCCCAGUGUCGGUGGGAGGGGAGGUGUUUCACUGCAGCAAAUUCUGCAGUGUUUCCCUGUCAGGGGACAUGUUGUCCACCAAGCAGGAGAAAAGACACACAGCCUCAAAUUCAGUGUCUAUCUUCGGACACGUCCAGGAACUGCCAGGCAGGAACACGUUAUACGCACUGAUGGCAUGUUAAUGUAGCCUUAAAUGUCCUACUUGUGAGUUGAUAUGAGCAAGCUGUCUCCAGUUCUCUUCCCAACGUGUGAGAGGCCCAGCAGAGAUUCCUGUCUUAUCUCAUCCCACAGCGGAAGGGAUCUGACAGUCACACAGAGCGAGAACAGCUCACACAUCUAUGAAAUGGAGGAGCCAAUAUCAAACUCUGACGGAAACAGGAAGUAGAGCAGUUUAGCCUCUCUCUUGGGUAUUGCAGGCAAACACCAGCAAGUUUGUUUUAUUCUAGUCAUGGUGGCUUUUAACUGCUUUUGCAAUUUAUUUUUUACUUCUUUUGGAAAUAAUCAAUAGGGGAGAAAAAGAAGGCAACAGUUUGCUCUGAAAUACCAACAGUGGCUGAGAAAAAGAUUAAGCCAAAUGUUAAGCCAAUUGAGACCUCGUGGGCGGAGAUGCAGUGUGUGCUGUGUGUGUGACUACCACUCCCCUUCACAUGCACUAACCCAUACAAGCCCAGCUCACCUCCACCACCCCUAGACACUCAUCCACACCAUGGCUCAGCCUGCUCUAUUCUGCCCCCUUGUCUUGACCUCCUCCUUUUUAAAAAAAAAAACAAAAACAAAAAACCCGAAUUGAGCCCUGUUGAGCCAUCACCUUCUUCUCUGUGCCUGAUCCACCUGACACUAACACAGUUGGAGUUGUGUUAACCCGCCCUCCUCCACCACCUCCCCCUCAGCCCGCCCCACCCCUCUGUAUGUGUACCAUUCACAGUGCGCUACUAACACCGACGACUCUUUUUGUUAAAGCUCUUUAACAAAAAGCUGCAUGCAGUUUUUUUCCUGUUUUUUUUCUCAACCUCUUCACCUUCUGUUUGUGAAAGUUGAUGUCAAUCUCUUUGUGAUUUUUUUUUUAUAAAUAUCCUUUUUUUUGUUUGGUUUGUAUGUUUUCUUUUUGAUAGAAUGCAGCACUCUGGUGAAUGUUAGACAAGCUUGGAAUAGUCAUAAUCACAAGAGAAAAAAAAAAUCACUGCUUAUUAAGAAAUCUCAUUGUUUCCUGUUUAUUUGUGCUUGAGGAUGUACUGUAGUGUGUAGUGGUGGGAUGGUCUUGCAUUUCACUUAAUGUUUUUUUGUUUUCUUGCUGACCCAUAAUAGUGAUAUUUCGGUCUCAGACAUGCACAUUUGGCCUCACAGUGUGUUAGGAAUUCCUGUUGUGCGUGUGUUCUCUCUCUCUCUCUCUCUCUCUCUCUCCCUCUAUCUCUCUCUAUCUCUCUCGAUAGAGCCUCUUUGGUUCACUAUCAUUUGCCUGAUCUUGUCCACGUUGUUUGUUGAACAGUGUUUGCAUAGUUUGGUCAUAGCAAUCAUCAGUAUUAAAAAGAAAAAAAAGCAGAGAAAUUAUACUUUAAAGUAGAUGGCCUCUCUGCAAUUGCACAAUUUUAGUCUGUGAAAACACUGUGAAAUUUUCUAAUAAAUACGUUUAUACUAGUUCAUCACUAUCUUGCAUUUUGGUAAAAGCCAUCUAGACUGUAAAGUAUAUUUUCUAGCUAAUUAAUACUAAUGAUAUCUAUGAGAAUUAUCAAAUUAGAGGCAUACUAACACAUGCAUUAUUUUUCUUUUUUUCUAUUAAUGGUUUAAAAUCAAAAGUGUGAACGUGGUUGGGACCAGAUCAGAGAUGCUAGAAGUGUCUCAAGAACACGCACAACAGCUAUUUCUAGUAUAUCUAAUGGGGCUACAUGCACACAAUGUCUCUCCUCUCUUCACCUGCACACCCACAUAUUCCCUCACACGUGCAUAUUCUGUCCACCCCUGGGCCUUGUAAUGGUAAUCCAAGGCCCACUAGUUCCACUUUCUGUCUCUUCCUCUCGCUAUAUAUAUAUUUUUUUUUAUUUUUUUAUGUGACAGCUGCAUAUGUUUCAUGGUGCCUCCCCUUGUCAUGGUUACGGAAUCACAGCAAGCUUGGAGUUUCUUGGUCUUCGUUUUUGUUUAAUGCAAGAUUUCCAUACCUGUUCUGUGUCACUUUUUUCUUUGUGUACUAAGAUCUUGCUCUGUAGCGGUUCAUAUAUGUAUGAGUGUGAUACAUAUAUUGCCCUCUCCUCCUUCCUCCUCCUCCUCCUCCUCUCAACUUCUCAGUUAGUAGAUGUGACUUGAUGUGUUAUCUUAGUCAUCUAAAAAAACAAAUUAUACAAAUAUAGAAAUGCUUAUUCCAAAUUUCUUUCUUUUAACUGCACUCCUACUUUAGGAGGGUAUCCUAUAGUUUACAGACUACACAUAGCCUCAUGUAUUCCUCAUAGUUGAAAAUAUACCCGUCCUCUCAGUCUCCAACCCUCUCCUCCCUCCCAAACCCCCCAAACCCCCCAAACUGCCCCCUUACCACUCCUUGUGCUGGAAGACACUGAUGUUACACGCUAUAGGUGAUGUGGAUGACAAUAAUGAUGAUGAUGGUGAUGGUGGUGGUGGUUGUGCUGAUGAUGAUAGUGUGAUCUGAGUGUUUUUGUUUUUAUUUUGUUUGUUUGUUUGUUUGUUUAUUUGUUUUGUUUGUUUGUUUGUUUGUUUGUUUUUUACCCAUGCCCACGGGGAAAAGCUCCUCUUAUUAUUGGAAUAUUUUUGGUUUUUUUCUCCUCUGUUCUCUCUGCUAGGAUAACAUUGGGCACCGGCUGCUUCAGAAACAUGGCUGGAAGUUGGGGCAAGGGCUUGGCAAAACCAUGCAGGGUAAGGUUUGUUGGAUCCCCUCUGUAUGUCAGUAUGUGUGUGUGUGGGUGUGUUUUCUUUCUCCCACUCGGCAGUUGACCUCAAUGUAACACCCCUUUUACAGUGUACUGUAGGCUAAUGGCCUCUGUCAGCUUCCUCCUCUUCGCUUCAUAAUCACUAAACCUUUAUUUCAAUCUGCUCAAGAGUAAGUGCUUCGAUUUGAACAAAGUACAAAAAUCCAUUUGAAAUCAAGGUAGAUUUUAGGAAGCCGUGAUUCCAUCACAUCCCUUAGAAUCAUCAUCUCCACGUAUUUUAGAUUUUUUUUCCUCUUUGAGUUUCCGUGGCUGCUGUCGGGUACCUGAUUGGCUGUAACCACGGCUCAGACUUUGAAUGGCUUGCAGAGUAGACAAGUUUUCCCCUCUGCUUGUUUGCCUGUUUCAACCUCCAAACCUGUGAAACUUGUGUAUAUGUGAGUGUGGUCAUUAUGUGGGACUGAGAUAAGUGUGUGUGUGUGUGUGCGUGUGUGUAUGUCUGUUACUUACCGGGCCAUAGAGUCAACUUACAGGGAAAACCUCACCACCCCUCUACACCCCCGAAUGUCUAUGUCCCCAUGGUUACACGCUCCCAUCCUCCCCCUCUUUCUUUGCCCCUCCUGCACAGCAUGUUUUGUCCCAGAGGUGCACUCCUGCCUGCCUCAAACUGUCACACUCACCUGGCUUUAAGCAGUGUUGGAGGUAAAUACACUGAAAGUGGUUUCACAUGAUGUGAGUGAAAUGUAACACUCGGGUCGGGUGCACAGUUCACAUUUUUAAGUGUACUUUGGUUAAAUUGCUGUUCCAUAAGCAAUGCAGAACCCACUCUAAGCACUGCUCAAAGCCUUGCUGGCUGUUUCCUCAGGUACAUUUUAUGUGUGUCAUGUGUUCACCGUUCCGGGGGUUAAGCACAUCCCAAAACGAGCUUUCUGGCUGUAGGCUAGUGAGGAAAUGAAAGAAUCUCAGGGAGACUUGCUAACUGGGCUGACAAGCGUCAGCGAGGCAAAAAGCUCAAAGGGGGAAAAUGGUGGUUGUCCCUAGAAGCAUCUAUCAUCUCAGUCUAAAUAUUUGACCAUAUGUUAAAAAAAAACAACAACAGAAAAAACACUGUAACAGACACUUCAAAAGUAGAUGUUACUUUUGAUUUAUGACCUUAAGCAGCUUUUUUUUAAGACGGCAAGCUUUUUUUUUUCUCUUGACCUAUCACAGUUGACCUUCAGACUCAGCAGUUUUUAACAUCAUUCCCUCACCCAGUACAGCUCCUCCAAAAAGUACUUAUGGGGUUUCAAAUUUCUUUCCUGCUCUGCUAAGGUGAAAGUGACAGAGCGCUGGGUUAUUAUUACUUACACAGGGAUACAGGACUUUUGGCAUACUUGGUUAGGGGUGGUAGUCUGGUACCCUUGGGGCAUAUCCUGGUUGAGAGAUUUUAAAGAUGAAUCCAGACUAGGAACCUGGGGACUGGGACGAGUGGUUGGGAGAGAGUGGUGAGAGGAAAUCCCUGUAAGCACCUAGCCCUGAGUGAAGGGAUGAGGGGGAUGGGGAGGGGCAGGGGUGGGAGGGUGACACACUGAAGCCCCUCUGGUAAUGAAACCCCCCCCCCACCCUAAAACCCCACAACCACACUCCCAACCCCAACCCCCCUUCUCUAUGUGCCUCAAUCUUCCUGCUUAACCAAUUGGUGUUUCUUUUUUACAGCGAUUUGAUCCUGCCCAUGUUGUGCUGAUGGUAAACUUAGUGGACGCACCGACCCUGUGCCCAUCAUCCUCAAAUAUGAUGUCAUGGGAAUGGGACGAAUGGAGAUGGAGCUUGAUUAUGCAGAAGAUGCCACAGAGAAGAGAAGAGUGCUUGAAGUGGAGAAGGAGGAUACAGAAGAACUGCGGCAAAAAUACAAGGACCAGGUGGAAAAGGAGAAAGCCAUCGCAAAGGCACUGGAAGACCUGAGAGCCAAUUUCUAUUGUGAGCUAUGUGACAAACAGUACACCAAACAUCAGGAGUUUGACAACCACAUAAACUCUUACGACCAUGCUCACAAGCAGAGGCUUAAGGAGCUCAAGCAGAGAGAGUUUGCUCGUAAUGUGUCAUCCCGUUCCCGGAAAGGUGGAAAGAAACAAGAAAAGAUGCUGCGCAGAUUGCAUGAGUUGGCUGAGCAGAGAAAACAGCAGGACUGUACUCCAGGAAGUGGGCCCAUGUUCAAAACUACCACAGUGGCUGUGGAUGGAGAGAAGACAGAAGACAGCGAUAACAUGACGCCUGAAAACCCUGCAUUGACGGACAGUGUCCUGGAAGCCUCACUGGCAGAUAAAACAGAGCAAGCCUCCCCAAAGCCUGGCCCAACUAUUAGCUUCUCUCUGGGGAAAAAUAACUCCUCCUCCUCUCCAACCUCUAGUGGCGCAUCCAAAGUCAGUGUGUCCUUCUCUUUUGCCAAAAAAGCGCCUGUAAAGCUGGAGACAGCAGCUGCAGUGUUUGCUGAUCAUGGCGAGGAAGCUAUGGAGGAAGAGGAGGGUCAGGAAGGAGAAAAGCCUGGAGGACAAGAGGAGACAUCUGUCUGUAGCACUGACAGCCCCAAAGGAGGAUCAGCUGAAGGUGAAGUAGGAGAGGGUAGUAGUGUGGCAGGGACAGAAGAGGUGCAACAGCCUGAUGAUGGAGCUUCUUUAGCCUCCACCCUCAACAAACUGAAGAUGAUGAUGAAAAAGGAGGAAGGCUAUGCGGGGCAGGAGCCUGAAUACUAUCACUAUAUACCUCCAGCACACUGCCGGGUAAAACCUCACUUCCAGUUUUUGCUGUUCAUGAGGGCAACUGAUCAGUGUCCGACUAAAGAAGAGGAAGAUGAGGAAGAAGCACAGGAGGAGAAAAAGGUUGAAGAGACUGCCGAACAGACGGAGUCCAGCGUUACAGAGUGUAAGACAGAAAAAGAACAAGAAAUAGUCACUUUGACCCCUGACCCAGAGCCAGCUCCUCCAUCACCUAAAGUGAAGACGGAGGAGGUCUCAACAUGCGCAGCAGACACGGCUUCCACUGAACCUACUUCUCCUACACAAAAAGGAGAGAGCACACAGGACACCCCAGAUCCCAACUUGGGCCCUAAAAUUCCCACAGGUCCCUUCUUCCCUGUUCUGAGCAAAGAUGAGAGCACCACCCUGCAGUGGCCCUCUGAACUCCUCGAAUUUACAAAAGCUCAGCCAUCCCUGUCUUACAGCUGUAAUCCCCUCUACUUUGACUUCAAGCUGUCCCGUAACAAAGGAGCACGUGGUGGAAAAUUAGUCAAGACCUCUAAGCCUUCUGAAGAGUCUGAUGACAAGGGACAAGAAAUAGCUGCUUCAACAACUAAAGUAGAUACAACUACUAAACCUGGGACCAGCACUGAUAAGGACAAACCAGCGACAAAGGGGGAGUCCGGCCAAUCCGAAGGCGAUGAGCAAAAACUUGCAACUGGCAGCAGCAGUGCCAAGAAAAAAAAGAAAAAGAAGAAGCAUAAGAAGUCUUCGAAGCACUCAAAACGCAAAGGAAAAGAAAAAGGUGCAGGAGAAGAUGCAGAAGGAGAGUCUGAGUUAACGCAAGACAAGCCCAAAAAAAAGAAAAAACACAAACGGAAGAAGAGCAAAAACAAGGCUCCAGAUCAAGAUGAGGCAACCGGUGGUGACAAAGAGAAAGCGAAACCAAAGUCAGAAGAUAAAACUGUUGCCUCUUCUGUUCAGCUGACACCUGGAGUGGGAGGAACUGCCGGAAAUACAGGAGUAGAAAUGGGGAAGAGGAAACGUGCUACUAAGGAAGUGCCUUCAAAGUCUGGAGUAGAGGAAGGAGGCACGGGAAAAGGCACGGAUAAAGCCAACUCCUCAGAGGAGCACAGUGGCACCAAGCGACAAAAGACUGACUCCAGUGCACCUCAAAGUGCCUCCUGCUCCACCUCAGCCCAAAAGAGUCCUGGUCCUGGAAGACCUCCUAGCAGUGAUAGUGAAGAAGAAGGGGGCUCUACUACACAGCGCUCACGUCAUCACAGGUCAAGUCCUCGGGAGCAGCGCCGCCACCAUAGUGAGGAAUCAAGGCGGUCCUGCAGCCGCUCAUCAAGACGAGGGGAAAGACGGGGUAGCAGUCGUCGUCGGCACCAUCGUAGUAAAACCUCACGAAGUCACUCUUACUCCAGCAGCUCUGAGCGCUCCUCAGCAGGCAGCAGUGCAUACAGUCGCCACAGCUACUCAGAUAGCUACAGCGACUACAGCACAGAGGGUCGCAGACGGAGGCACUCCAAACGCUCGUCAGACUCAGAGUAUGACCGGAGGGGUAGCCGAGGGCGGAGACGAUCCAGGAGACAUCAGUACUCCUCUUCUUCCUCAGAAGACUCCCGUUCACGUUCACGCAGCUACAGCCGCAGGAAGAGGCACCGACGGCACCACCGAAGCAGUUCAAGAAGCUCAAGUAGCUGGAGCCGCAGCACCAGCGCAAGAUCAUGGAGGCGCAGCUACAGUCGUAGCCACAGCUCUGCCAGCCGCUCCUCUAGCUCCACCAAAGGUUCCCCUCACCGACGAGGCGCCAGGAGUCGAGCGGACAGUGACUCACACCGCAGAGACUUCAACCGCUCUCGCAUCUAUCGCUCACAGUCUCCACGUUCAUCACGAUGCCUUAAUCGUAACACCCAUUCAUCCAGCUCGCAGGGUCUGAGGGCAGGGGGGUCCCGAGAUGCAGGGGAACAGAAAAACACCCUUACUGCACGCCAGCUGCUGGAGAAGGUUCAGUCUAAAAAAAGCUCUGAUGAUUCUACCACAGGAACAAAAUCUGGGAUUAAAAUUAAGGAUCCACCACAGGGAUACUUUGGUCCUAAACUACCCCCAACCCUGGGAAACAAAGCCCUGCUGCCCCUCUUUGGUAAGCUACAGGCAGGAAAGAAGCUACCAGUGAUUCCCCUAACCAGACCUGAUGAGGGUGAGAAAUCAGGAGCAGGGAAGGGCUCUGAGGCUGAGGCAGAGGUCAUUCUGGUGGAGCCAAUAAGGGAGUUCCCUCCUCCACCACCACCUCCAGCUCCACCAGUCCAAAAAGUUGAGGAGACCCCACAGAGUACAGUUGUUCAAGAGGAGACACAGCACCCUGCUACAGAAACCCCAGUGCACCCAGAACCCCGGCCAUUGUUUGAACAGGAGCCCUCCAUGUUGAUGCAGCAGUAUCAGGGAGAAUCAGGACAGGAUCCUUCUCAGAACCCCAUGAUGGAAUCCCUCAUGCCAGAAAUGCAGCAGCAGCCUCAAAUGCAUGCCUAUCCUGGUUACCCACCACCCAACUUAGAGGAAGAUGGCAUGGAGGCAGAGGAGGAUGGAUUGGCUCCUUUGGAGAGUCAGCCCAUUACAUUCACACCAGAGGAGAUGGAGAAGUACAGCAAGCUGCAACAGGCUGCACAGCAGCACAUCCAGCAGCAGCUUUUGGCCAAGCAGGUCAAGACAUUUCCCUCCGCUGCUGCAGCAGCAGCUGCCGCUGCAGCCGCUGCCAACAUGGCCCCAGCUCCCCCUCCCCCAGCCCUGCAACAGAUCCAUAUUCAGCAGCCCACGGUGUCCGUAAACUCUGGCACGUCAAUCACCACAGUGCAACACGCCCUUCUGCAGCACCAUGCUGCCACUGCUGCAGCAAUGGGCAUCCACCCUGCUGCACAUCCACACCACCCACACCCUGCCCAUGCACAGUUGGCCCAGGUACACCACAUUCCCCAACACCACCUUACCCCCAUCUCCCUUUCUCCUUUAGGCCACUCCCUUGGUCAUUCUCUGGGACACUCACUGGGACAUGCUGGGCUGAUUCCUGCCCACCACACAGCCUUCCUCUCUGGUCAGCCUAUUCAUAUAAUCCCAGCAUCUGCACUUCACCACACACCCUUAGCUCUUCACCAUGUCCCACAUACAGCCCUCUACCCCACUCUUUUCACACCCCGUCACUCACAGGCUGCUGCAGCAGCAGCUCUCCAGCUCCACCCUCUUCUACACCCAAUCUUCUCAGGGCAGGACCUCCAGCACCCACCUAACCAUGGCUCUUGAGUAAUGACGCAAGCGAAGGAGUAAAUUCACAGUACCAAACCACUGGAGGAAAGACUUAACCUGAACUGGCUUGAUUCAGGGUUUUAGAUGAAGUCUUUGGAACAACAUGCAGGCGGUGUGACAGGUCAACACACCACCAUAUUACUCCACAGUGCAGCAAGUUGUAACCACAAAGUGGUGCUGCCUGUGUUGGGUUCAAAAUUGACACUAGCAUUUUCUUCUGGCUCAUGUGAGGGGUUUUCUUUCAUGUUUUGCCCUGAAUUUUUAAGGCAGGGUGUAGAUUUAAAGACACUGGGUUAUGGUCUAUCUUGGUGUAUAAUAACAGCAUCCAUUUUUUUUCUGAAUGACAAGUCAGAGAAACCACUGGAGUUUUUUGUUUUCCAUAUAAAAAUAUAAUUUUCAGUUUCUGCUCAUUUUGGCAGCCAAAAGGAGAUGUAAUGGCUGAAGCUAUAGGCAGAAUCAUGUUAGGAAAGGAGGAAGAGGAGUUGGAGGAAGGUAUUGUUCUAGAGACAAACAUUCUACGCUUCUGUAAUGUAACCUUCAGAGACAAACUAUUUCAUAAUUACUGAUACUCUGUUUAUAUUCUCAUAUGACUACUUGCUCUCUUGGAUCCUUGGUCUCAAUAAUUUGUAAUGCAGUAACGUGUACAUAUAUCAGUGUGUAAUGUGAAGAAUCCCACCAAUGAUGACCAUAUUAAAAUUACAGCUAUGGUGUCCAAAUCGGUAUGACGUUGUCACAUAAGGACCCCCUUUCUUAAGAGAGGGGAAAUGUGAUGUAGGGGUUUUAACAUCCCUAAAGCUCUGAGGCAAAGCUCAUGUUCCCUGUGCUGAGGGUACACCUGAAUGAAUUGCACUGAAAUCUCUACAUCAAGAUGGUGCUUUUUGCAUCAUGUAACAAUAAGAUUGUAGUAUACUCCAAUAAUUGUAUUUUUAUGUUUUUAAAUUAUUUUCCAAAAUGCUCUUCAGGAGAAGGGCUGUGUUUUGCUUUUGUGUAAUUUUGUAAAUAAAACUGCUGUAGAUGAACCAAUUAACAUUCUAGAGGUUUUAGACUGCUAUUGAUAAAGCAGGAUGACAAGGUCAAUUGAAGGUGGAAACUUGUAUGUAUUUUAGGGAGGUUGUUUCUAAUUUCCCCCUGCUGAGACAGGCUGGGAUGGUAAAGGAUGUGAUCUGUCAAACAGUAGCAACUCUGUAUUUUUUGAAAACUUACUCUGUUUCGGCCAAUAAAAUCUUGAGUUCA